Molecule: messenger RNA, 3994 nt
Organism: Ipomoea triloba (trilobed morning glory)
Lineage: Eukaryota; Viridiplantae; Streptophyta; Magnoliopsida; Solanales; Convolvulaceae
Product: COP1-interacting protein 7-like
Exons: 8
Coding region: 245-3535 (1096 amino acids)
Biological process (GO): response to light stimulus; positive regulation of DNA-templated transcription
Source: RefSeq, a predicted model, not a curated record
UAAUAGUUGUAAGUUGUAACAUUAACCUUUAAAAAAAAAAAAGAAAAAAAAAACUCAUUUGGAAAUCUUGGCAUUGGGGACCCCACUUUUGAAUCCAACAAAUCCCUCCCUCCCACUGUGCUUAAGUUUCAUUCGUCACCCCUGUGUAUGUGUGUGUUUGUACAGUGUACAUAGUUUUAUGCCAUUCUAGUGAAACAGCCAUCUCCUAGUUCCUAAAGGUAGUACUUUUCUAACAGGAGGAAAAAUGGAUUCAAGAACUUGUCUUGAUUAUGCUUUGUUUCAGCUCACACCAACUAGAACCAGAUGUGAUCUUGUCAUCUUUGCUGGCAAAGAAAACGAGAAAUUGGCUUCUGGGCUUCUUCAACCCUUCAUUUCUCACCUCAAAUCCGCUAAAGACCAGAUUUCCAGAGGCGGCUACUCCAUUACUCUUCGUCCUUCCACUCCUUAUGCUUCCUGGUUCACCAAAGCUACAUUAGAAAGGUUUGUUAAAUUUGUAACUACUCCAGAAGUUCUCGAGAGAUUUGUUACGAUUGAGCAAGAGAUCAUGCAGAUUGAGAAUGAACAGGCUAGUAUGGCAUCUCAGGUAGAAGGUGAAUUCAAUAAUGGAGCUGGUGAUACAGCUGAGGAAGAAAAUCCAAAGGUUCGUCUUCAACGCACUCUGGAAACUCGGAAAGCAGUUCUUAAGAAAGAGCAAGCCAUGGCUUAUGCUCGCGCUCUGGUAUCAGGAUUCGAGAUGGACUACUUAGAUGACCUCAUUACAUUUGCCAAUGCUUUUGGAGCUCUGCGUUUAAGGGAAGCAUGCAUUAAUUUCUUGGAACUGUGCAAUAAAAAGAGCAAUGAUGGGAUCUGGUUGGAUGAAGUGGCUGCAAUGCAGGCCUGCACUCCUUCAGAAUUUUCAUAUUUUGAGAAAUCGGGCAUCGCUCUUGCUGGUGAAGAUAAGUUUUAUAAUCAAGAUGCCAUGGUGAACUUUCGGAAUGUAUCCCCGCCUAAGUCAACAAUAAGCCAUGGAAGUUCAGAUACUCACCAAGAUAAUAGUUUGCCAUCAGCAACUCAAAUCCAACCAAAUGAUGGGAAAGCCCAAGUACCAACCUGGCCACACCAUUUUCCACAUUAUAUGCAAAAUUUCCAUGGUCCAGGGUUCCCACAAAUGCCCCCAUUUCCAGGCUACAAUUUUCCAGGAAUGCAGGUGCCACCCUCUUACUUUCCUGGAAAUGUGCCAUGGCACCCGAAUGCAGGUGAUUCCAGUCGAAGUCUUGAUCACGAACCAGAUGAAAGUUCGUUUUCCAAAAGUAAAAAAGGAAAGAAUUCAAAAGAAAACGAUAGUAGGAAUGAAAACACUGACAUGAGCUCUGGAAGUGAUUCAGAUGACUAUGUGGAGCACAAAGAAAGGCAUUCUUCGAAGCAGAGGAAAGGUUCGUCGAGAAAAGUUGUCAUUCGCAACAUAAACUACAUAGCUUCGAAGAGAUAUGAAGAUGGAGAUGAUAGUUCUGGAGAUUCUUCGUCUGAAGAUGAAGAUUAUACCAAAGGGCAGGUAGAGCAAGCCAUUGCAGCGUUUGAGAAGUCCCGCAAUAUAACAUCUCACAGCAAAAAGAAGAAAGACAGAAAGAAGAGAAAUGGCAGUGAGAGUAAAGAGGGAAUUGAGAAUGAAGUCACGGGGAAUGCUGAAAAAGAAAACAUGAACAAAAGCUGGGAUAUGUUUCAGAACCUUCUUAUGCAAAACGCAGAUUCAAGCCCCAAUGAUGCUGCAAGGAAUCAGGACGAGCACUUUAAAACUAAGAUCUUAGGGGAAGAUGAGUUAUCUGCAAUUGAUUCUCACCCUCAACCAGGGAGAUUACCAAAGCAACAUGGUCUAUCAAAUGAUUCCUUCGUUGCAAUUGCAAGAGACAUAAACAAUGAAGAAAAUUUGCGUAUGCAAAAUUUGGGUGCAGGAGAAUCUGUUCAUCCAGUUAACAGAAAAGAACUUACCAACGAGGAGAUGUUAUUUUCAAAAAGAUUUCAAGAAGUGAAUGGCUACUCUCGGGCGACCUUAUCUGGUGAUGCCACUGAUUCAGUGGUCAUUAGGAGGCAAAAUGAGGGAGAUUGGUUCCUAAGCAACCAGAAAGACAAAUCAGCUAACCAUGGAUUCAGUACAGACCACAGCUUCUUUGAUGGCGAUAAUAUUCCAACAUCUAUUGGAGAUCAUGCCAACGAAAAAAAUAAAAGAGAUGUUCUCUUUGAUGAAUCUAUGAUGGUUCAAGCUCGUCCUUUCGAAAACCUAUCUGAUUCUCAACCAAAGGAUGACAUUUUUCUGGUUUCAGAUAUUGUUGGAGCUAGCCAACCUAACCAUAAGAUGCCAGAUCAUGUAGAAACGGCCAAUGUGAAUGAACCAGAUGAUCUCUGCAUGGUGCUUGAGCGAGAUUUAGCUGAUCAAGUUGAGGCCUCAUGGAAUCCAGAAAUGGAUUAUGCAAAUGAUGUUUCAUUGAAUGAAUCUCUUACGAGGCAACAAACUGAUUCUGUUGAUACGAAGCUGCCUCAAAACGGUAAAGCUCCCAAUACAAAAAGUAGUAAGGGGCCGGGAGUAAAAGCAGCUAGGAAACAAACAUAUUCUAGAACUCCAGUUGGGUCUCCUGCAAGGAGCAAAGCUGAGAUCCCUUCAAGGGUUAAGAAAUCGCCUUCUGGAAGUAUAACACCAAAAAGCAAAGCUGAGAAGGAUGAAGAGAACAGGAAAAGAAUGGAAGAACUAGCAUUGCAGCGUCAGAGAAGGAUUGCGGAGAGAAGUUCUGGUACUGGUGCUAAAGCCCCAAUCUCGAAGAAAAUCACAAAAGAGAGCAAACCAGCCACCUCUGUUAAAGUUGAGAAGCCGAAACUUAAAGCCUCAACACAGGCAACAGAGAAAUUACAGAAGCCAGUUAUUAAGAGUUCUACUAUAGACCGCCUCUCAGCUGCCCGGAGAACCCCCGUGCCACCAUCUGCAGAGUCAAAAACCAAUCCAAGUAGGAAAAAAAUCACAAAGGCUGCUCCCUCGUUACAGAAGCCUGCUGCUGUUGAGAAGAAAAAAGGCAUGCAAAAGGCGAAGCCUUCAGUUAGUAGCUCAACAAAUGAUGAGUCGACUAUGGUUUCUGCUGCAUCUGAGGUUCAAAUAAAGGAGUGUAGCACUGAAAGCAUCAAGGAGCUACACAGUGUAUCUUCAAUCGAGAAAAACGAGACAUGUAUAAUUCCAUGUGAAGAUACUAUGAUCAACAAGAACAAUGAUCAGAUACCAAAUGGAAGCAUCUCUGUGCUUACUGAAGAUCAAUCUGUAGAGUCUGCACUUAAAGAUGCCUCGCCCCUCAAUCCUCUUAGCUCUGCAGCAUCAGAAAUGUACAAGAGCAGCAAUACAAGUGUGAAGUCUCCUGUCCACCCUGAAAUUUCUCCACCCGAAUUAUCCACCCCACCACCACACGACGAAGUGAAUCUUGAAACACUUCAGGCAAGGAAGAAAUGGAUCGGUGAUGAACACUCUCCGAAAAUUGCUAAGGGAAUUAGAAAGUUUCUAUUGUUUGGCCGUAAAAGCUAAGUCCUUUGAUCUGCUUCUCAUACAGUAAGUGGCAUCUCUUCAUUCUGUGCCAAAAUUUUCUGCAACAUUAAGUCAUGAACUUUUGAGUAACAGAAACGAAAGAUGGGAUAUAAGCUACAAAUUUCAUGCUUGAUAAGGCUAUAGAUGUAGAUGUUGCUGCAAUAAUGAAGAUUGGUUUUUUGUUCAUUUGAGGAUCCCCAAGGUAGCUGAAAAUAGGUGGAGCUUUCUGUCUCGUGUUGCCCGUGAUUUUGAUAUGAUAAUCUUAUGAACUAUGCCAUAAAAAAACAUUGGAUGAUGGUAUGUAAUUACUACCCAAGUCCAGUCCAUGCUGGUUUUCUUUUUUCCUUUUAAAAAAUUGUUGCCAUUUGAUUGAUGGAAUGAUUUUGUGUGCACCCUGAAAUUAUGUAAUGAUUCUUUGUGAUUGAAUUCUUGUUUGCUUGAAGGAGAUCCUUCCAUGUA